Molecule: messenger RNA, 1640 nt
Organism: Protopterus annectens (West African lungfish)
Lineage: Eukaryota; Metazoa; Chordata; Ceratodontiformes; Protopteridae
Product: Y-box-binding protein 3-like
Exons: 9
Coding region: 300-1082 (260 amino acids)
Biological process (GO): regulation of gene expression
Cellular component (GO): nucleus
Molecular function (GO): nucleic acid binding
Source: RefSeq, a predicted model, not a curated record
AUUAGUAAGACCUAAGAGUAAACGAAAGAAUAAGAACUAAGAUCGAGAGAAAGGAGGGGAGCCGUAAGCGACCGCAAGAGAGACGGCUGUGUGUGAAAGCAGGGGUUACAUCACCGAGGUGCCAUCACCUGCCACAAGAUCAGGAUCCGUCUCUCUCCCAGUGGCACUGUUUUCUUCUUCCGUAUUCAUUGUUACCUGUCCUGUUACAUAAUUGUGCACCUGCCGAUUGUACCGUCCUUCAAGUUUACCACUUUCUCACAGACAGGGUGUUGAAGAGAGGAUACACGUGUCUGUCAAACAUGAGUGAGGUGGACGCACAGCUGCAGCAACCGACUGCUGGUACAGCCGAACCCAAGGAUAAGGACAACAGCAGCCGGAGUAGUAAAACUACACCUGAAGAUCCCGGCACGGCAGCCAGCAGCAAGAAGAUUCUGGCUACUAAAGUCCUGGGAACCGUGAAGUGGUUUAAUGUCCGGAAUGGCUAUGGAUUUAUAAACCGUAAUGACACCAAAGAAGAUGUCUUUGUACACCAGACUGCCAUCAAGAAAAAUAACCCACGAAAAUAUCUGAGGAGUGUUGGAGAUGGAGAGACUGUGGAAUUUGAUGUCGUAGCAGGAGAAAAGGGUGCAGAGGCAGCCAAUGUGACUGGUCCAGAAGGAGCACCUGUCCAGGGAAGCCGUUAUGCUGCUGAUAGAAGACGCUUCCGCCGGGGGUACUUUGGACGUCGCCGUGGGGUAUCUCGCAGUGGAAUGGAGGGUGAUACAAGGGAAGUUACCACUGAAGCGCAACAACCACAGCAGUUCCGUCGCCCCCCACCACGCAGAUACCGUGGUGGUUAUUAUAGAGGACCUCCGAGACCCCGUCCUGCUCCUUCAGCAGAAGGUGAAGACAACAAAGAGAAUCAAGAAACCUCUGCUACUGGUCAGAAUCAAGAGCCAAGCCAACCUCGUGGCUUUCGACGAACUUAUAACUACCGACGCCGACCACGCCCUCAGAACCCAGGACCUCAGGACAAAGAAAAUAAUGUGGCCAAAGCAGCUGAGAACCCUGCUACUUCAGUAGGAGAGAACACAGCUGAAUAAAUCCUCUUGUCAGGCUCCAGUGACACCUGUACCACCAGUCAGUAGGGUGUCAUGAUGAUGAAAUAAGACCUGAAGAAAUCCUGAAGCAAUAAAAUUUUGAGAUCAUGAAAUAUGUAAUAUCUAAGAGCAUGAAAUCGAGAACAGCAGUGAAUAAAUAAAAAAAAAACAAAAAAGUUAACUACAGAUCAAGAAACCUCAAAAGAAAAAAAGAAAUAAAAGUUUUCCAGAAUGUCCUCAUUCAUUACGACAUGAAGCACUGGGCACUGAUCUUAGCUCCAUGUCACGUUCAUGUUUUGAAAAGUUUUCUGUAAAUUUAUAGAAGUAAAUUUUCUGAAGUUUCUUUUACCCCUCCUCCAUGCACCAGCAAGGAAUUUUGUAUUAACUGUUGCAUAUGGGAAGCACUUUUUUAAAAAAAAAAUGCUAUGAUUUUUACUGACUGAAUUAAAGAAUGUGAUUUUACUGUAAUGUUUUGCAUACGGACAGUUGUAAUUUGCAGCUGGUGGCGGCAGCUGAAUAUAAAUGGAGAGACUUUCUGGAAAAUAAAUAUCAUGAAGCACA